UUACCCAUUUCAGAUGUAAAUUCAUCACCUCACACCUCUCUCUCUCUCUCUCUCUCUCCACUUGAUAAAAACUAUAGGGUGAUUGAAAAACGGUAGAUUGGAAGAACAAAGGAAGAGAGAGGAAAAGGGAGGGCCUUUCGCCCUCUUUUUGUUAUGCCUCCUCUCAGAUCUUAGAUUCUCUCUUUCUCUCAUCUGGGUCUUCUUCAAUUGGAAUUCUCGAUCCUUUGCUGAUCGAUUAUUGAUCUGUGAAAGAUCGGAUGCUUUUCUAUUGAUUCCAAGAAUACCCAUUUCCUCAGUCAUCUUACAAGUCUCCAAUUUUCUACUAGAUUCUUUGCUAAGGAUGGAAAUGGAGCCUGGAAAGUUAUUCAUUGGUGGGAUUUCUUGGGACACGAACGAAGACCGUCUGAGAGAGUAUUUCCAAACUUUUGGUGAGGUAGUUGAAGCUGUGAUAAUGAAGGAUCGGAACACAGGGCGUGCUCGUGGUUUCGGUUUUGUUGUCUUUGCUGAUCCCUCUGUUGCAGAAAGAGUUGUUAGGGAAAAGCAUAUCAUAGAUGGUAGAACUGUUGAAGCCAAGAAAGCUGUUCCUAGGGAUGAUCAACAUAUGCUAAGCAGAAACAACAGCAGCCUUCAGGGUUCACCAAGUCCUGCCCGAACCAAAAAGAUAUUCGUUGGAGGUUUAGCAUCGACAGUCACUGAGAGUGACUUUAAAGAGUACUUUGAUCAAUUUGGUACAAUCACGGAUGUUGUGGUAAUGUAUGACCACAACACCCAAAGGCCUAGAGGUUUUGGGUUUAUCACUUAUGAUUCAGAGGAUGCGGUGGAGAAAGUGUUGCUCAAAACUUUUCACGAACUCAAUGGUAAAAUGGUUGAGGUUAAGCGAGCUGUCCCCAAGGAACUAUCGCCAGGGCCAACUCGGAACAUGUUAGGUGGAUACAACAACUAUGGCCUGAGUAGAGUUAAUAGUUUACUUAAUGCCUACACUCAGGGGUAUAAUCCAAGCUCAGUUGGAGGGUAUGGAGGUAGAUUCAGUCCGGUGACAGUUGGACGGAGUGGAUAUCCUACAUUUGGUCCUUCCGGGUAUGGGAUGGGACUAAAUUUUGAACCGGGAUUGAGUCCAAGCUAUGGUGGAAAUGGUAAUUUCAGUUCUAACAUUGGCUAUGGGCGUGGAUUGAACCCUUUCUACAAUGGGAGUCCAAACAGGUAUAACAACAAUCCCGUUGGGUAUGGUUGGGGUAGCGGUGGAAGUGGUUCUGUUUUAAAUUCGACAAGUCGGAACAUGUGGGGGAAUGGGAGUCUCAAUUAUGCUUCGAAUUCUGCUAACUCUAAUAAUUCAUUUAUGGGCUCGGGAAGUGGAAAUACUGGAUUGGUUGGUGCUUUUGGAAGUAUCGGAGAAAUUUGGGGUUCCAACAUUUCUGGUCAAGGUGGACCCACAGAUUCGACUUUUAAUAGUGGCAACGUAAGUUAUGGAAACAUGGACAAUAGUUUUGGGUUGGGAGUGGGCGGGUAUGGAAGAAACAGUGGAAAUACUGCUGCACCGACACCAUCAUAUGGAAGUGACAGUCUUGAUGAACCAUUUGGGAAUAUCUAUGGAGGUGAUUCAUUUUAUGGGAAUUCUACUUGGCGGUCAUCAUCUCCAGAGUUAGAAGGCUCUUUUGGAUAUGGGUUUGGGAAAGUGGCUUCAGAUGUUACAGCCAAAAACUCUGCCGGAUAUGUUGGUGAUUAUUCUGUUACCAAUAGAGCUAAUAGAGGAAUUGCUGCCUAGGAAGAUUAUUAUAUUGAUGUCUGAAGGUUAUUAUUAUAGGCGAAGAACAUCUGGUGAACCAUAUGGACUGUGAAUGAAGCUUAUUUUCCUCAGCCAGUUUGUUCAGUUUGAUAGUACAUUUGAUUAGAGUGCUAAUUGGAUCACCUGUUUUCAUAGAACUCAUCACAGAGGACAGUUACAAGGAAGGUUUUCAUGUAAGGUUUGAGCUUGAGUUUUUUCAAUAUAGGAUUUCUUUCUUCAGAAAAUUGAGAUGUAAAAUCUGAUCGCGGGACAUCAACAUAACUGUAUCAUGCAUCUCCAGAGAUACAUAAAACACAGAGGUUUUCUCUCCUUUUUUCCUUUUCUUUUUCUUUUUUUUUUUUUUUUUUCUUCUUUCACUCUUUGUGCGGUAAUGUUGGGCGAAGUUUGUUAGUUCUCUUGUCAAGUAUGUUGUUUUUAAUUUCUUCCCCUUUCUGGGUAUUGUUGUUAGCAGAUUGUAUGGAAUCAUUGGCUGAUUUGCUAGUUUGAAAUGGAUGCUCAUGUUGGGGUCCCCUAAUAAUAAAUUGUUUAAUAUUGAUUCA
This is a messenger RNA of Camellia sinensis, 2322 nucleotides long. RefSeq names its product heterogeneous nuclear ribonucleoprotein 1. The record is from RefSeq and is a predicted model, not a curated record. Lineage: Eukaryota; Viridiplantae; Streptophyta; Magnoliopsida; Ericales; Theaceae. Gene Ontology annotation, biological process: regulation of translation. Gene Ontology annotation, molecular function: mRNA binding.